Molecule: messenger RNA, 1729 nt
Organism: Megalobrama amblycephala (Wuchang bream)
Lineage: Eukaryota; Metazoa; Chordata; Actinopteri; Cypriniformes; Xenocyprididae
Product: mucin-17-like
Exons: 2
Coding region: 98-1729 (543 amino acids)
Source: RefSeq, a predicted model, not a curated record
UACUGCAGAAAGUACCACCUUAGGCGGCACUACUUCUGCUGAAACGACACCCUCAGUUAGUUCAACAGGAAUUGUAUUGGAAACAUCCACACCUGUAAUGACAACAGCUAUGAAAACAUCCACAGUUGUAACUACACCUGGCUUAACAUCUGCUGUUGAAUCCACAUUGGUUCAAACUACAUCUUCUGCAGAACGUUCUACCUUAAGCAUAACUUUUCCAGAAAGUUCUUCUCUAGGCACUACUUCUGCUGAAACGACACCAUUAAGGGUGUGGACAAGGCCAGCUGUUGCAGACGUUCUUUUGGAAAUAUCAACACCCAUGACAACUGCUGAAGCAGCAACCUCAACUGAAAACUGCUGCUUCUGCAGAAAGUACCCUAGGCACUACUUCUGUAGACAGUACCAUGUUGGAAAUGUCUACAACUGCAAUGACAGUACACAAAGUUGGGUUACAACGCCAGCUGCUGCAGAAACGACACAUUCAGUCAAAUCAACAGACGUUCCUUUGGAAACAUCAACUGUUGAAGCAACAACCUCACCUGAAAAUGGCUACUUAGUUAGUUCAACAGGAAUUGUACUGCAAACAUCCAUACCUAUAAUGACAGCAGCUAUGAAAACAUCCACAGUUGUAACUACACCUGGCUUAACAUCUGCUGUUGAAACCACAUUGGCUCAAACCACAACAUCUCCUGCUGAAACCACAUUGGCUCAAACUACAGCAUCUGCUGUCGAAACCACAUUGGUUCAAACUACAUCUUCUGCAGAAAGUUCUACCUUAAGCAUAACUUUUCCAGAAAGUUCUUCUCUAGGCACUACUUCUGAUGAAACGACACCAUUAAGGGUGUGGACAAGGCCAGCUGCUGCAGACGUUCUUUUGGAAACAUCAACACCUAUGACAACUGCUGAAGCAACAGCCUCACCUGAAAAUGACUACUUUUGCAGAAAGUACCCUAGGCACUACCUCUGUAGACGGUACCAUGUUGGAAAUGUCCACAACUGUACUGACAGUACACAAAGUUGGGUCACAACGCCAGCUGCUGCAGAAACAACACAUUCAGUCAAAUCAGCAGACAUUCUUUUGGAAACAUCAACUGCUGAAGCAACAACCUCACCUGAAAACUACUUUUGCAGAAAGUACCCUAGGCACUACCUCUGUAGACGGUACCAUGUUGGAAAUGUCCACAACUGUACUGACAGUACACAAAGUUGGGUCACAACACCAGCUGCUGCAGAAACAACACAUUCAGUCAAAUCAGCAGACAUUCUUUUGGAAACAUCAACUGCUGAAGCAACAACCUCACCUGAAAAUGGCUACUUUUGCAGAAAGUACCCUAGGCACUACCUCUGUAGACGGUACCAUGUUGGAAAUGUCCACAACUGUACUGACAGUACACAAAGUUGGGUCACAACGCCAGCUGCUGCAGAAACAACACAUUCAGUCAAAUCAGCAGACAUUCUUUUGGAAACAUCAACUGCUGAAGCAACAACCUCACCUGAAAAUGACUACUUUUGCAGAAAGUACCCUAGGCACUACCUCUGUAGACGGUACCAUGUUGGAAAUGUCCACAACUGUACUGACAGUACACAAAGUUGGGUCACAACGCCAGCUGCUGCAGAAACGACACAUUCAGUGAAAUCAGCAGACAUUCUUUUGGAAACAUCAACUGCUGAAGCAACAACCUCACCUGAAAAUGGCUACUUUUGCAGAAAGUACCCUAGGCUACACUAA